Ilex paraguariensis (yerba mate) is the source of this 288-nucleotide messenger RNA. Lineage: Eukaryota; Viridiplantae; Streptophyta; Magnoliopsida; Aquifoliales; Aquifoliaceae. The record is from the annotation of a GenBank genome assembly.
AUGGCAAGCCCAGAAGAACUAGAUGCUGCUGCUGCUUAUACUGCCACCUCCUCCAGGAGGACAUACCCGGAGGAGGAGGAGAAGGGUUAUGCUGAUGAUGGAGAGAGAAAAUCAGAAGUUAGCAAAGAUUUUUCUACCUCCAAACAAAGCAAGGAACAAGGCGAGGCAGAGAAAAAAGAGCACGAGGAUGGAGCACAAAACUUGAAAUCGACCCUUCUGAUUUCAGGGGUGGUGGUUGCAGUGAUUGGAGCUAUAUUCGCCAUUGUAAAGAAGAUCAAAGAGGCAUGA